AUACGUAUGAUAUCGAUGUUUGUCCGCUAAGUCCGCUUGGCUGCCUUUCACUUAUGUUUUUAUUAGAUUUCUCGUUAAUUUACUUAUGUAUUCUCGAAUGUAUUGGUGAAUCCUGAAAUUAAAGAACGUAUGCAGUGUUAAAAUGUACAGUUUUAUCUAAACAAUCGUACUAAAAGGGUCAAAAUGGGUUUGGAUUUUGACGUGUUAGAGUUUUGUAAAAAACUGCGCCAAAACCGGCCUCCGCCGUACCAGUGCCCCUUAGAGAAGUGCGAUAAAGUGUAUAAAAGCUUAUGCGGGCUUCAGUAUCAUCUGGUUAAUUAUGAUCAUGACAACCCGACCCCCGCAACGCCUUCAGUCGUCCACAGAAAGAAAGGCUGGAGAACUAGGGCUCCAGUGCCUACCGGGGACAUUGCACUGCAAAGUCCACCAAAGGAGGCGCUUACCUUCGCGGAGGCCCAGAAAGUGGUACAGUUCGAAAUAGACGGGAAGAUCAGUAGGAUCCCGAUAGACCAGCCCCUGCCUAUAAUGUCGUUGGAAGAGUGGGAAAAGAAGAAUGCGGGGCUGGAGAAGCCGAUCCCGUUCGUGGAGCCUCUGCCAGAGCCCCAUGUCAAGCUGCCUGAAGCUAGUUUUAAGCUGAUCCCAGACUACAAUGAGCGAGUGUGUGAUGCACCUCCACGUCCCAAUGCCUACAUCCGCUUCAUAGAGAAGUCAGCUGAGGAGCUGGAUGGAGAAGUGGAGUAUGACGUGGACGAAGAGGAUACGGCUUGGUUGACUCUCAUGAAUAAGAACCGUGCUAAGCAAGGGCUGCCUGCAGUAUCCGUUGAUACACUGGAGCUGUUGAUGGAUAGGCUCGAAAAGGAGUCUUAUUUCCAGGCAUCUCAAAGUGGUCAACAGACAGCAGCCACUGUGGACGAGGAUGCGGUGUGCUGCAUCUGCAUGGACGGAGAAUGCCAGAACACCAACGUCAUUCUCUUCUGUGACAUGUGCAACCUUGCCGUGCACCAGGAUUGCUAUGGGGUCCCAUAUAUCCCAGAGGGUCAGUGGUUGUGCAGGCGAUGUCUCCAAUCGCCAUCGCGACUGGUCAACUGUGUGCUAUGUCCCAAUACUGGAGGAGCAUUCAAGCAGACCGACCAGAGCACAUGGGCGCACGUGGUCUGCGCUCUGUGGAUACCUGAAGUGAGGUUCGCCAACACAGUAUUCUUGGAACCUAUAGACUCGAUCGAGAUGAUCCCAGCGGCGCGGUGGAAGCUGCAGUGUAUGGUGUGCAAGCAGCGCGGCGCCGGCGCAUGUAUCCAGUGCCACAAGUCCAACUGCUACUCCGCCUUCCACGUCACCUGCGCGCAGCAGGCUGGCUUGUACAUGAAGAUGGAGGCAGCGGGCGCAGGCCGCGACCCCAGUCAGCCCGUGCAAGUUGCCAAGAUGGCGUACUGCGACGCUCACACGCCCGCGCACGUGCUACAGGAAAGGCGAGCACAGGAAUCCGAGGGUGAUUCGAAAAGCACAGACUUGACAGCUAUAAGACAGAAAGGAAGGGAGAAAAUUAAACAGGCUCGUCGAGUGCUAGCAAUGAAGCGCACAUGGGCGCCAGUGGUGCUGGUACCAACAUUACCAGCUGCUAGAGUGGCGCAGGUGGCAGCCCUGGCAAGUGGCCCGCCGGCUGCGCGUGCGCAUCUUAUGAAGCGGCUGCUCGCGUACUGGACGCUCAAGAGGCAUGCGCGGAACGGCGUGCCGCUGUUACGGCGGUUGCAGAGCCGGCCUACGCAGCAUGGUACGCGAGGCAUACAAGACGGCACAGUGAACGUACGGGAACUGUGCAACCAGCUGAAAUACUGGCAGCGGAUACGACAGGACUUGGAGAGGGCUCGGCUGCUAUGCGAGCUGGUCCGCAAACGCGAGCGCCUGAAGGCGGAGUACACGCGCGUGUGGGAGCGCUGCGUGCUGCACUCGCUGCGGCCGGCGCGCGCCGCCCUGCACAAGCUGCUGCUGCUGCUGCGCGGCAAGGACGCCAGCGACAUCUUCUGCGAGCCCGUUGACCUGCUAGAGGUGCCAGACUACAGCAGCGUGGUGAAGCACCCGAUGGACCUGAGCACGAUGGGAAAGAAGCUCGACCGCGGCGCGUACUCCACCAUCGACGACGUCGAGGCAGACUUCAACCUCAUGAUCGACAACUGUCUCACUUACAACAACAAGGACACUGUGUUUUACAAGGCCGGAAUAAAAAUGCGCGAGCAAUGUCUACCCAUCUUCCGCCAAGCGCGUCGUGACGUCAUCGCGGCCGGUAUGACAGAGUUGGCGGGUAAUGGAGACUCGUCCCUAAGCCCGGAGCGCCGCCGCAGAAGCCCCUCCCGCGGUCGACGGAGCCCCUCGCAGAAACGAAGCCCCUCUCGAAGCCGAAGGAGUCCCUCUAAGAAACGGAGUCCAUCUAGAAGUAGGAGAAGCCCGUCGAGGAACCGACGAAGUCCUUCGCGAAAUAGACGAAGCCCAUCAAGGAGCGCCCGUAGCCCCUCCCGACCGCGACGCAGCCCGUCAAGACUCCGCCGCAGUCCCUCGCGCAAACGGAGUCCGUCUCGAGUCCGCAGGAGUCCCUCGCGCAAACGGAGCCCGCUGAUGAACAGACGAAGCCAGUCGCGCGGAAGGCACACCAGCACAGACAGCGAUAGAACUGCAGCUUCAGACAUUAACAGCGAGCGCGGCCUGUCCGUGGCGCGCAGCGUGCGGCGGCAGCCCAGCGUGCGCGGAGACACGGAUGACGACGACACGCGCGACAACUCGCCAGCGGUGUCUGUGUCGGGCCGCGGGCGCACGUGGGCCCGCGGGCGGGGGCGGGGCCGCGGGCGGCGGGGGCGGCGCGGCCGCGGGCGCACGCUGCACACUGCUUCCAGGCUACUACACGAUAAUGAAACCCCCACAUCCGGGUCGGAGACUCCGGUGCCCACGCGCAGCAUGGAUCGACACAAGCUGGCCACGCCCACUCCUGACAAGUCUCCCACCAAGCUCACAGACAGUACCACUCCAGGUUUAGGGCUAAUGGGUGGUCUACGUAAGCCCACGUUGCUGGUGGCUCAGCCAUCUCUCGCGACGCCGCCAAAAAGCUUCGGAUCCGACGAUGGCGCAACUUCGAGCAAAGCGUCUCUGCCGACACUAUCCGCCAGCUUGGGCCGUAGUCUGGAAGGCUCGCCGAAGAAAAAGGGACGCGGCCGCCCGCGCAAGCAUGAUAAGGACAAAUCUUCACCUGAUCUUUUUAGAACAAUCCAAAACGAGGGUAAAUCGGUGUCGACACCGGUACCGGCGUCCUUCCUGCAGUACCGCGGGCCGCCGGGCGAGGCGGGUUCCGACAGCGACCUAGCGCUGUCCCGCUCCUCGAGCUCAACCUCCGCGUGGUCGCAGUCCUGCUCCUCCUGCACGCACUACGACGACGACAACUCGUGUAGCCUCAGCUCCUCCGACCAGUCGAGCUACAACUCGCCGCUGGACUCGCCACUGUCGGGCAGCGGGCCGGAGCGCCGCCGCCGCUCGCGCCGCGCCGCCGCGCGCUCCGACCACUCCGACCUGGACGCGCCCGCCACACCCGCCAAGGGCCGCGGCACUCGGUCCUCUACUUCUAAAACUCCGGUGAAGAGUUCAAAUCCUGAUUAUCAAUUCGAUCCACUGCAGCUAGUUUGGGCUAAAUGCAGAGGCUACCCGUGGUAUCCGGCGCUGAUCAUCGACCCAAAAAUCCCAAAAGGCUUCACGUACAACGGCGUGCCCCUGCCCGUGCCUCCGCAAGACGUGCUCAACCUCAAGAAGAACCAGUCGCACGAACCGAUACUGUACCUCGUGCUGUUCUUCGACGUAAAAAGAACGUGGCAGUGGCUCCCGCCAAACAAACUGGAGCCGCUAGGAAUAGAAAAAAGCAUCGAUCAAGCGAAGCUGAUAGAGUCGCGCAAGCCGACGGACAGGAAAGCUGUGAAGAAGGCGUAUAACGACGCGAUGCUGUUCAGGAAACAAGUGGACGGAGAAGACAAAUGACAAAGGUUUAGAUAUAGGUCUCGCAGGCCUAAAAGCCGGACGUACAGUUUCGGCAACUUCUCCUUGAUGAAUAUUAGGACGCCUGACUCGACAGAUUCCAGUGACUAAGAGCUGGAGUUUUGAUUGGCGAUAGUUUGAUAUCGUACAGGAUUACGAUCUACAUUUUUACUCGUGAAGUGAGCGCUGUCUCAUACAACAACACUAUUUGCCGGUUGAAAUUAUAGCACGCUUCGGCUCAAUUCGGCUCUUAAAGAAAUAUAAGUUUGUACUAAACUACGUGGAAUAAACAUUGAUUGCAAUGACCCAUAUAUUUCAAAAGGGUUAAGCUAAAAAGCCCAGUAUGAUUACUGUGACAUGAUUCGACAAAACGAAAUUUUAAUCUUGGCAUUUUCGACGUAACGAAAGGACGCCAGUCGCAAUUGGAUAAAGGAUACGAUACAUUGUCUUAUUUCGCAUAAAUUGUAACAAUAACAUUGUACAUUAAGAUUGGUAGAAACAAAAAUGUAAAGUCUUGUAUACGGUUGUUGGAUAGAUAGAGGUGUGCUGCGUUGUAAAGUCCUGGAAUAGAUUAUCAAAAUAAGUUCAUAUAGACUGUAGUACUUGAUCAUAAUAUGUGACCUUAAAAGUAGUAUUGGACCUAAGUAAUUAAUUCACUUGAUGCAGUAUAUGUUAUUAUGCAUGUUAAGGAGGUGAUAAAUGUUUGAUUGUGGAAUCGUUUUUAGAUCAAGUAAAUUUGAGAGAGAAAAUAUAACAAAAUUUCGAAUAUAUGUAAGUACCAGCGCACCUCUUAUAAAAGCAUAAUGGUGUAAAUUGGUAUAAAUGUAGAAAUCUAGGGUGUUCGUCCUGUAAUCAUGUGUAAUCAUCUUGUAAAUUGAAUUGUUAUAAAAGUUGUAGUGGGUGCCUAAUAUUUUAGUGUGUUUUUCUUAUAAACAUUAGAAAAUUGUUGUUUUUGCUUACAAUUAAUGUUUACUAUGUUUGAUCAAAAAUAAAACAUUUUUUGAUCA
This is a messenger RNA of Pectinophora gossypiella (pink bollworm), 5012 nucleotides long. It is a transcript of the gene Br140, whose product is annotated as bromodomain-containing protein 1. The coding region runs from base 184 to 4008 and encodes 1274 amino acids. Gene Ontology annotation, cellular component: MOZ/MORF histone acetyltransferase complex. Gene Ontology annotation, molecular function: protein binding. The transcript has 24 exons. Gene Ontology annotation, biological process: regulation of transcription by RNA polymerase II. The record is from RefSeq and is a predicted model, not a curated record. Lineage: Eukaryota; Metazoa; Arthropoda; Insecta; Lepidoptera; Gelechiidae.